GCAAAAAAUAAAUACUUAAACCAAUUAACUGUGUGAAUAGUCUGAUACAACCACGCAACAAGGCACGCUACCAAAAUAUAUUCUUUUAAACAGUAAUUAUCUUUAAAAUAAAGACAUACGUUAAAAAGGGGAUUUGAAGUAAUGAGUAGUGGUUUGGAUAGUAAUUAUAUAUAGGUACACAUUUGUCUUCCAAUACAGCAUGCACUUGAAAUUAACUUAUUUUAAGUAACCUGUGUUUUUUUUUUUUUUUUUAAUUUAAAAUAAUAAAUCAUAUAUUGUACCCCUGAUAAAAUGCUGUAUAUGGAACUUAAAUUUAGUUCAUGUGUUUAUGUGCCGAGCCAAGUCAGAUACUGCACUGUCGCACUCAGUAACACAGCUUCACUAGUGCUGAAAUGUCGUAUUUUCAGCAUGCUUUAAGUUUCGCGUUCAUGGCACUGCAUUUCCACCUGCUGUCAAGUGUUACAUGGAUAGAUUCAACACAAUCACAGACAAAAGUUUUGCAUUUUAAUAAAAAUGACGCGAGAUGUUCAGAUGACAGGCAUUUUUACAUCAACACGACGAAGAAAAACAACUCAAGUUGCAGUAAAAUUACAGAAAACUCGCUUUCUUUGGACGUACUGGAGAUUUCAUCCAAGAGACUACUAGCUGCAUUUCCACUGGAUCCUGUAAGAGAUAGUUCAGUACGCACUGUAAGGAACUGUGUGUUCUCUGUUGCUCAGCCUACUCCGCUGAAAGGUCCAUUGAAAGUUGCUGCAGUGUCAAAGGAGGUUCUGGAGGAUAUAUUAGAUUGGGAUGUUUCAGCAGCAGAAACAGAUGACUUCAUCCACUUUCUCAGUGGAGGAAAAUUGCUGCCUGGAUCAGUACCUCUUGCUCAUAGAUACGGUGGCCACCAGUUUGGAUUAUGGGCUGGUCAGCUGGGUGAUGGGAGAGCUCAUUUGCUUGGAGAAUAUAUAAACAGACAUGGUGAGAGGUGGGAGAUUCAACUGAAAGGCUCAGGAAAGACGCCAUAUUCCCGGAAUGGAGAUGGGCGAGCGGUGAUACGCUCGUCAGUGCGGGAGUUUCUCUGCAGUGAGGUCAUGCAUUACCUGGGGAUUCCCACGAGCAGGGCUGCGAGUCUCAUUGUCAGCAAUGAAGUGGUAUGGAGAGACCAGUUCUAUAAUGGACAUGUGAAGAAGGAAAAGGGAGCAAUUGUUGCGCGUGUAGCAAAGUCGUGGUUUCGUAUAGGAUCAUUGGAAAUAUUAGCAAACUUUGGUGAGAUCGAUUUGUUAAGGAAAUUACUAAACUUUGUGAUAGAUGAACAUUUCCCAUCAAUACAUGCAAGUGACUCAGAUAAGUAUCUGGACUUCUUCUCCAGAGUAGUGACGGACACUGCCAAUCUUAUUGCACUCUGGAUGUCAGUGGGGUUUGCACAUGGUGUAUGCAACACAGACAACUUUAGUUUGCUCUCAAUUACAAUUGAUUACGGUCCUUUUGGCUUUAUGGAGUCAUACGAUCCCAAUUUUGUACCCAACACCUCUGAUGAUGAAGGAAGGUAUAAAAUAGGAAACCAGGCGAAUACUGGGAUGUACAACCUUGACAAGCUCAGAGAGGCGCUAAACCCUGUACUCGACACAAGGCAGCAGCUUUCGGCAAUGCAGAUACUUAAGGGCUAUCCUGAUAUUUACAACAAAAGGUUCCAGGAGUUAUUUAAAUCCAAGCUAGGGUUACUCGGAGAAGAAGCUGGUGAUGCCUUUUUAAUUGCAUACUUGCUGAAGCUCAUGGAGGACACACAAGCAGAUUUUACAAUGACCUUCCGGCUGUUCAGUGAGAUUUCUGUGCAACAGCUACAGGAUCAAAGUAUUCCACAGGAGUUCUGGGCUUUACAGGACCUUGCCAGUCACAAGUUAUUUUCAGACUGGGUCGCUAUGUAUUUGUUAAGGCUGAGAAGGAAUGCAAAUGAUUCAGAUAAAGAAAGAAGAAAGAGAAUGAAAAGGAUAAAUCCUAGGUACAUUCUAAGGAACUGGAUGGCGGAGUCUGCAGUUAGAAAAGCUGAAAGGAGUGACUUCUCUGAGGUGCAUCUUCUGCAGCGUGUACUGAGCGCCCCCUUCCAGAAGCAGACAGAGGCUGAAGAGGCUGGCUAUGCUUCCCGUCCCCCUAGCUGGGCUGAAGAGCUACGUGUUAGCUGCUCAUCUUGACCACUGCAGGAAGUACAUAACCAGCAGAGGAGCAACCUACUUGAGAACUAGGACUUCGAGGAAAUACUUUUGAUUCCCAAUGUAGCAGUUUAGUGUAGUUUGUCAAAUACUUCUAUAUUUUAUUAAACUCAAUUGCAAUGGUGGUGUGCAUUAUCCUAGCACCCCUGAAACAUCUUUAAGGUUUCAACAAAUCUGUCAAUACAGGUUUAUUAAGUCUCCUUGUUUUUGUCAGGGCUGUUAAAUUUUAUGUCACGUUAUUAGGCUUUUUGAAUAUGACUGUGGGCACAAUUCAGAUAAAAUGAGGA
This is a messenger RNA of Polyodon spathula (Mississippi paddlefish), 2479 nucleotides long. RefSeq names its product protein adenylyltransferase SelO-like. NCBI's taxonomy places the organism in Eukaryota, Metazoa, Chordata, Actinopteri, Acipenseriformes, Polyodontidae. The transcript has 19 exons. The record is from RefSeq and is a predicted model, not a curated record. The coding region runs from base 393 to 2174 and encodes 593 amino acids.